UUAUGCGUAAAAACCAGAGCGUUAGUUAAGCGUUUCAACGUAAACAAACCACAAAACGUUGAAAAAACAAUUUGUCAAACUUAACGAAUUAUACCGGUUUAAACGGACACAUUCAUCUUCUGGUAUACACAGAAUUUUAUUUUAUUGAGGAUUUUGGAUACACUUUUUAAAGGGCGUACCUGAUGUUAGAAUGACGGAUGUGGAAGACAGGCUUGAAUCAGGAGAUGUUGUCAUAGCAUCUUCAUUUCCAAGUCAUAAUGAAAUAGUGCUUCACAAUGAUGGAAUAACGAUCGAAACUUCGGAUCAAGAGUCAACAUACAAAAAGGAGAAGAGAGAGAAAAAACGACACAAAAGGCCAAGGUCAUUCAAGGACGAUUAUGCGCAGUAUGCUCAGAUUGGAAUCCACGUUGACAAGCCUAGCUCACCUAUUUCUGAAAAAUCUUCGUCUACUAAGUCUAAAGCACCGAAAUCACCAACUUCUAUCUAUACUGUUGGCGGAAGUGACGAAAAGCCAAAACUUGAACUUAAAGCACGAGAAGUGUCUACGAGACAAUGUACUUUUGAAAUAGGUGAAGAGUGGGAACAGUUUCAAACCAUCCACCCAAAUAAAUCUAUAAGCUGUCCGCCGAGCCCAGUUAGCAGCAGAAAGGACGAUGCAAUAUUAAGCGGCCGUGACAACCCCGGGUACGCUGCGAGCGAACCUGGGGCAGAAAUCGAUCAGGAUUUGACUGAUUCAUCUGAGAAAACUAAGGAUCCAUUUCCGUUCCAUUUCCUGUUCAACUCUUCUUCGUCCAGUCCGCUUAAACAGCACCACAUUGUUCCAAAUCCUUUUAACAAAAUAAAUCAUCGAUUCCACAGCACGCUGCAAUGUCCGUGUUUCCUGUUUUUCUUCUUCCUGUGCUGUUUACCGGCAGUGCACUUGAUGCAGAAGUCUGACCGCUCUUUCAAGAACGGAAACAAUCGCGGAGCCAAGAAUUAUGGGAAAGCUUCAACGUUCUUGUAUAUUUUUGGUUCUAUUUUCGGCGUUGCUUUCCUCUCCGUGGCAAUAUAUUUUGCAGCAGACUAUGUGCGUCAGUUUGCCAAAUAAACUAAACCUUACUUCCUCAGUGUUUUAGCUACCAUGGGCUAUUUGUGCCAGUAUAAGAACGUACACAAUGAGCAGGUUUGGAUUCAUUUUGUAUAUAACAUGUUGUAUACGUCUACUGGGACAAAGCAAUAUACUAGAAACUUAAAGAUAAAUUUAUGGAGAAACCCUUGUAAUGAAUAUUACUUCUUUGUAGAUGAUAUCUAUUUCAUUUGAGUAUACCAUUAUCCAUAGUAAACCAACGACAAACAAGAGCUGUCGGGGGACAGCAACGCUCGACUAUUUAAAUAGCCUUAUCAACUGAAUGAAUAUAAAAGUCGAAAAAGGGCACAAUUUUAUAAAAAUGCAAAACAGAGUUAUGGAACCUGUACUGUGUAUGUCAACUUAUCGCAGUGGACAAGUGUGUAAAGUUCCAAUCCAUUAGUGGGUAAUGAGCUACCAGCUUACAUGCAAAAACUUAACCAUAAAUUGCUAAUUCGAAAAGGUGCAUAAUUUUGUAAAAUGCAAUGUAGAGUUAUGGAACCUGUGCACUGCAUGUCAGAUUAUCACAGCGAACAAGGAAUGAAGAUUCAAUCCAUUCCAACCAGUGAGUACUGAGAUAUUAGCUUAACUCGAAAAAGGGGCAUCAUUUUGUAACAAAAUCAAAAUGGAUUUAUGAAAACUGUGCAGUGUAAAUCAGUUUAUUACAUUGAAGAAGUGUAUGAAGUUUCAAUCCAUUCCGGCAAGUUGUUACUGAGAUACCAGCAUAAGCGGACGCCGACGCUGUCGCACGGACCAGUUCAGUAGCUCUACCUAUCUAAAAUGCAUUACAGGCUGUCAGGUGAAUAUAUAGUUUUAAUCUUUCAUAUAUCACUAAUCCAUGAUCUAAUACAUAUAUCUAUAGUUAUAUAUGUAAUUAGUUCUUUAGUGAACGCUUGUUCCUCGAGUCCUAGCAUGGACGGUAUGCCAUUUAGUUGUGUUCAAAUGAUGAUACCAUGUUAUCAUAUAUUAAACCUGUAUAUUGAAUCACGCCAUAAUAUACUUACAACAGUGUUAACUGAAAAUGUAUGUUAAACAGAUGCGUAUUUUAUAUAUUUUCAUUAA
Molecule: messenger RNA, 2167 nt
Organism: Mercenaria mercenaria
Lineage: Eukaryota; Metazoa; Mollusca; Bivalvia; Venerida; Veneridae
Exons: 2
Coding region: 191-1087 (298 amino acids)
Source: RefSeq, a predicted model, not a curated record